UCUCUUCCUUCCCUUGGCCCCGCGCGCUCGCUCGCUCGCUUCUCGCCUCGCUCUCCCCUUUAAACGCCCACUUCGGAUGGGGAAAGAGGACAACUUGAAGUCAAGUUGCAAUUAACUUCCGCGGCAGCCGCAGCUCCGGCGGCGGCGGCGGCGGCGGCAGGAGAGGCAGAAGCCGCCGCCUCGGAAGUCCGACGCCGGCGCGCCCGCCCGGGGAGCCGUUCCUGGUUUCAGGCCCGCACUCGACAGCCACCGCCGCCCCCAACGUCCAUGCCUGAGUGAUCUUUAGACAGUGACUGAGUAUGGAUCAUUUGAACGAGGCAACUCAGGGGAAAGAACAUUCAGAAAUGUCUAACAAUGUGAGUGAUCCGAAGGGUCCACCAGCCAAGAUUGCCCGCCUGGAGCAGAACGGGAGCCCACUAGGAAGAGGAAGGCUUGGGAGUACAGGUGCAAAAAUGCAGGGAGUGCCUUUAAAACACUCGGGCCAUCUGAUGAAAACCAACCUUAGGAAAGGAACCAUGCUGCCAGUUUUCUGUGUGGUGGAACAUUAUGAAAACGCCAUUGAAUAUGAUUGCAAGGAGGAGCAUGCAGAAUUUGUGCUGGUGAGAAAGGAUAUGCUUUUCAACCAGCUGAUCGAAAUGGCAUUGCUGUCUCUAGGUUAUUCACAUAGCUCUGCUGCCCAGGCCAAAGGGCUAAUCCAGGUUGGAAAGUGGAAUCCAGUUCCACUGUCUUACGUGACAGAUGCCCCUGAUGCUACGGUAGCAGACAUGCUUCAAGAUGUGUAUCAUGUGGUCACAUUGAAAAUUCAGUUACACAGUUGCCCCAAACUAGAAGACUUGCCUCCCGAACAAUGGUCGCACACCACAGUGAGGAAUGCUCUGAAGGACUUACUGAAAGAUAUGAAUCAGAGUUCGUUGGCCAAGGAGUGCCCCCUUUCACAGAGUAUGAUUUCUUCCAUUGUGAACAGUACUUACUAUGCAAAUGUCUCAGCAGCAAAAUGUCAAGAAUUUGGAAGGUGGUACAAACAUUUCAAGAAGACAAAAGAUAUGAUGGUUGAAAUGGAUAGUCUUUCUGAGCUAUCCCAGCAAGGCGCCAAUCAUGUCAAUUUUGGACAGCAACCAGUUCCAGGGAACACAGCCGAGCAGCCUCCAUCCCCUGCGCAGCUCUCCCAUGGCAGCCAGCCCUCUGUCCGGACCCCUCUUCCAAACCUGCACCCUGGGCUUGUAUCAACGCCUAUCAGUCCUCAGUUGGUCAACCAGCAGCUGGUGAUGGCUCAGCUGCUGAACCAGCAGUAUGCAGUGAAUAGACUUUUAGCCCAGCAGUCCUUAAACCAACAAUACUUGAACCACCCUCCCCCUGUCAGUAGAUCUAUGAAUAAGCCUUUGGAGCAACAGGUUUCGACCAACACAGAGGUGUCUUCCGAAAUCUACCAGUGGGUACGCGAUGAACUGAAACGAGCAGGAAUCUCCCAGGCAGUAUUUGCACGUGUGGCUUUUAACAGAACUCAGGGCUUGCUUUCAGAAAUCCUCCGAAAGGAAGAGGACCCCAAGACUGCAUCCCAGUCUUUGCUGGUAAACCUUCGGGCUAUGCAGAAUUUCUUGCAGUUACCGGAAGCUGAAAGAGACCGAAUAUACCAGGACGAAAGGGAAAGGAGCUUGAAUGCUGCCUCAGCCAUGGGUCCCGCCCCCCUGAUAAGCACACCACCCAGCCGCCCUCCCCAGGUGAAAACAGCUACUAUUGCCACUGAGAGGAAUGGGAAACCAGAGAACAAUACCAUGAACAUUAAUGCUUCCAUUUAUGAUGAGAUUCAGCAGGAAAUGAAGCGCGCUAAAGUGUCUCAAGCACUGUUUGCAAAGGUUGCAGCAACCAAAAGCCAGGGAUGGUUAUGCGAGCUGUUACGCUGGAAAGAAGAUCCUUCUCCAGAAAACAGAACCCUGUGGGAGAACCUCUCCAUGAUCCGAAGGUUCCUCAGUCUUCCUCAGCCAGAACGUGAUGCCAUAUAUGAACAGGAGAGCAACGCAGUGCAUCACCAUGGCGACAGGCCGCCCCACAUUAUCCAUGUUCCAGCAGAGCAGAUUCAGCAACAGCAGCAGCAACAGCAACAGCAGCAGCAGCAGCAGCAGGCGCCGCCGCCUCCACAGCCACAGCAGCAGCCACAGGCGGGCCCUCGGCUCCCCCCACGGCAACCCACGGUGGCCUCUCCAGCAGAGUCAGAUGAGGAGAACCGGCAGAAGACGCGGCCACGAACAAAAAUUUCAGUGGAAGCCUUGGGAAUCCUCCAGAGUUUCAUACAAGACGUAGGCCUGUACCCUGACGAAGAGGCCAUCCAGACUCUGUCUGCCCAGCUCGACCUUCCCAAGUACACCAUCAUCAAGUUCUUUCAGAACCAGCGGUACUAUCUCAAGCACCACGGCAAACUGAAGGACAAUUCCGGUUUAGAGGUUGAUGUGGCAGAAUAUAAAGAAGAGGAGCUGCUGAAGGAUUUGGAAGAGAGUGUCCAAGAUAAAACUACUAACACCCUUUUUUCAGUGAAACUAGAAGAAGAGCUGUCAGUGGAAGGAAACACAGACAUUAAUGCUGAUUUGAAAGACUGAGAUACAAGUAUUUGUUUCAUUCAACAGUGCCACUGGUAUUUACUAACAAAACGAAAAGUCCACCUUGUAUUCUCUCAGAAAACCUUUGUUGUUCAUUGUUUGGCCAAUGAAUCUUCAAAAACUUGCACAAACAGAAGAGUUGGAAAAGGAUAAUGCAGACUGCACUAAAUGUUUUACUCUGUUUUACAAACUGCUUGGCAGCCCCAGGUGAAGCAUCAAGGAUUGUUUGGUAUUAAAAUUUGUGUUCACGGGAUGCACCAAAGUGUGGACCCCGUAAGCAUGAAACCAGUGAUUUUUUUUUUCUUUUUUUUUUUUUUUAGUUCUUAUUCUGGAGCCUCAAACAAGCAUUAUACCUUCUGUGAUUAUGAUUUCCUCUCCUAUAAUUAUUUCUGUAGCACUCCACACUGAUCUUUGGAAACUCGUCCCUUAUUUAAAAAAAAAAAAGAAAAAAAAAGAGUUUGUUACUCUAUUGUAUGUUACAAAAGAACUAUAGACUGUGGAAUGCAGUUUAAAGAUGACAUAUGCCAACAAAUGCCUUGUAUUAUAUGGCACUGCCGUAAUUCAAAUUUGUUUUUAUUUUGGAAAUAAAAGUUCACUGUAAUUUUUUUUCAUUCUCAUUAUUACAUGAUUUUUUUAAAAAAAGGAAAAGAAAAUGUGAAACACAAUUUAGUCCUCAUUAUUUAUUUGUAGAUCCUGCAGCAUCAUGUUGUAAUUAAUUUUUUGGAAGUUUCCGUUAAAUGUAAUAUUGCUUCUCUUGUUACCAUACUGAUUCUUUUCUAUUUAUAAAUGUAUUUUGAUGGGCAGUAAAACAAAGUGUCUUAAAAGUUUUAAAUAGAGAAAAUGUGCUUUACACAGUUGCCUAUAAAAAGUGCUCUAUGUUAUCCAAGCAAUUCAUACUAUAAGCUUCACUCUUAUUGUUGUAUGCAAUUUUUACUAUCAUGCAAAUAAGCUUAGGUAAAUAAAACUAAUAGAUCACCUUAGAAAAUUAUGCAAUUAAUGUGAAAAUAAUUGAUGUUUGCAAUGUGUCUUCCUUUGGUUUACAAUCAAUUUUAAAGCUACAUCUGUAUAAAAUUUCUGUAUAAAGGUGUAUUUCUUUUUUAUGAGUUUAUGGCUAUGAAAACACCAGCUAUUUUGUUACAGCUGGCUGUUUUUAUAAGUGUAUCACAAUUUUCUUUAUGCAGAAAUGUUCUGACUAGGAGUGGUUAUUGACUGUAACUACACAAUUAAAAUUGUUUGUAUCGUAUGACAUGGUAGGGUUUGUCUGCUUAUGUGAAGUAACUUUAAAGAAGAGUCAAAGGAUGGCCCUCUCAUUUAGGUGCAUGUUAAUACUUGAUAUUUUACUGAUUUUAAAAAGAGCAAUUGACAAGUUACUUGAAACACUGUAAAUUGAAAUCACAAACACAUGCUCAUUUUUAAAUAGGUAUGAAAUUUCACAAUGAAAAUAACCUGUUUUGGUUAACAUUUUGCUUAAUAGAGAUAGGAUGGUCAAAAGACUGUCCAACAAAAACAUAAAUCCAGUCUCUAGCAGUUAUGUUCUUAGAAUGGAUUCAUCUAUGCUUAUUUCACAAUACUUCAUUUAUAGCAAUGCUUUUCCUUAACCUUAUGUACAAAUAUUUCUAAAGGCCAUUAAUAGUAACAAAAUGGAAAAAAUGGACCUUCUGUAUAAAAACCCCUUAGUGAGCUUUUUUUUCACAAGUUAUAAAUGGAAUAAGUUAAUAACUGAGCUCAUAAGUGUAUGUCAUAACUGUAAGAGCCACAUGAAGAAAAUAGGAAUGACACACCUGGUAUUUAAACACAAUCUUCAAAAUUCUUGCAACAUUAAACAUAGUAAAAUGCCAGAAUAUAAAAUGAGGUGUGCUAAUGGUCACAGGAUUGAGGCCAGCAUUACAGUUUGGGGUGAUUUUUCUUUCAUUUGCUUCCUCGCUUUGUUUCCUAGAUGCUAGUAGGGGUGUCUGGGUUGCUUGAGAUACCAUUCUGCAAUUGCCCCUUCUCUCUCUGCCUACCAUUUUCUCAGGCCCUGAUGAGCUUAUUGGUAGGCAACUGGGCUGCUUUACUGUUGACUGAACUUGUACUUUAGAAACUGAAAUGGAAUCAUUGAAAAUAAAGCUUUAAAGUUCCAUUUACUUUAGAAGCACAACUAAGCUCCUGUGAAGGCAGCUGGUUUGUUGCAAACUUAAAAUUGUACUGAAAAGUUGCCACUUUUUAUUAAGUAAGAAAACACAAACAUUCUUGCUCACUAGAGUUCAGAAAAGUAAUAAUUUGAGCCAAAGGAAUUUCAAUUAAGAAAAUACAAACUAGAUUUCAUGUAUUUAAAAAAUAGAAAAUAAAAUAGAAACUCGGAUGCCAUUAAGUUAUCCUCUUCUUCUUUAUAUCCCCUAAGUUAAAGGGAAAAGGCUGGAUAUAGCAGAGAGUAGAAUUGAUAUCCUUAAUUUUUAACCAGCCCAACCCUUAGCACAAGGUGUCAAAUAGGUAUGAGAUUUAGUAAUUUUUUUGGAAGGAGAAAUUGGGUUGCAAAUAACUUUCCCAUUCCUAAUAACCUGAAUUAUUUUGAAAUAAUGUUUUCAGUGAAAUGAUGAAUGUGUGUUUGAUAAUCAACAUAACAAUGCUAACGAAAUUCCCACUUAGAUUUUUUUAACUUUCAAAAGUCAGCAUGGUUUUGAUAAUUCGAUAUUUUAAAUGCCCCCCCCCCCCCCCCCCCACACACACACACACACAAGCACAUGUUAAACAAUGAUAGAUGGAGUGAGCAGAAGUGUUUUCAGGGAGGAUGGCACAUUUAAGACUUGCCCAGAUGAUCUUCCAUAUUGCUCCCCCAAUGUCAUUUACCACUCAUGCCAGUCCUCUUGUUACCUGUAGCUAUGGCAAAAUUCCUUUAACAAGCUUCAUUGUGUUCAAGUAUUUCAGAGACUUUUAAAAGCUGGGCAUGACGUAGCGUUUUGUGCUGUUAAGACCUUAGCAGAGUCAGGUAGUUUACGGGUAAUAUUCAACCUUGUGCAUCUGAAUCUGUCAUGGAUUCCCUUCACUCAGCACUUUGCCACUAAUUUGUAUUACACUCUGUGGCCAUAUAAUACUUGCACAUUAUGCAAAAAAUAAAAUGUUGAUAGUAUCUCCUUGCCACACAGUAUGCAGAGUUGACACAGAACCUUUGAAAACCAAGGUAACUAAUAUGUAUGUCCUGGUUGUGUGGCGCUUGGUAACAAAGUCUGUACAUAUUAUGUAUAAAGUGUGUAUUGGUUAGCAUUUAGUACUAAGAAAUUCUGAGUUUAAGUGGUUUUUUUUUUUCAAAGUAGCGAUAUCUAUAUCUGUGUUUAUCUAAAAAUACUAGCUUGAAUAGAAAACAUUCUCAAAUGGUUCAAGAUUGAGUAAAAAUGAGAAUCCCAUACAUUCCAUUAUUAAAUUCCGCCCUAUUCCCAAUUGUUAGCAUCUGGCUGAUAUUAAGGUUUUUGAUUGUCACAGUAUUCUCAAUAAAUGAGACAUUCUGAACUGCCUGGUGAUAUUUUCAAAAAGCAAUUAAAAUGUGUAUUCCCUAUAAUACAACUGAUAGAACUGUUGUGUUAAAGCAAGUUGGAAAUUUGCAUGAUAGUGUGGGAAACCAAUGGAGGUCCAAAAUAUUAAUCAUAUCUAAAAUAUCAGAAAAUAAUACUAGUCUUCCUUAUGCAUAUUUUUGUUAAGAGGGCUUAUGAAUUCAAUGUUUCUUCUGAGGCAAUCAUUUUAAUGUAAAUACUAAAUACUUGCAUGUCUUUUGACAAAGGCUAAACUACAAUCUAUUAAUAUGCACAUUUUUGAUAAAAUAUAAAGUACCCUAAUUAAAGAAAUUGUGGUAGAAGGUGUAUGUCCUGAAUACUAUACCUGUUUAACAAUACCAAAUGUUAAAUAAAAAUAGUUUGAAAU
Molecule: messenger RNA, 6482 nt
Organism: Rhinopithecus roxellana (golden snub-nosed monkey)
Lineage: Eukaryota; Metazoa; Chordata; Mammalia; Primates; Cercopithecidae
Gene: SATB1
Product: SATB homeobox 1
Exons: 11
Coding region: 300-2591 (763 amino acids)
Biological process (GO): chromatin remodeling; regulation of transcription by RNA polymerase II
Molecular function (GO): DNA-binding transcription factor activity, RNA polymerase II-specific; RNA polymerase II cis-regulatory region sequence-specific DNA binding
Source: RefSeq, a predicted model, not a curated record